Molecule: messenger RNA, 9942 nt
Organism: Ceratina calcarata
Lineage: Eukaryota; Metazoa; Arthropoda; Insecta; Hymenoptera; Apidae
Product: talin-1-like
Exons: 11
Coding region: 5-6550 (2181 amino acids)
Biological process (GO): cell-cell adhesion; actin cytoskeleton organization
Cellular component (GO): cytoplasm; plasma membrane; focal adhesion
Molecular function (GO): actin filament binding; integrin binding; structural constituent of cytoskeleton
Source: RefSeq, a predicted model, not a curated record
GAUAAUGCAGCACGAGACCAGCAACAUUGGCAAAGGAAACGUAGAAGCUGUUUCUGUUGCCAUACCUGCUGUUAUAAGAGCCGGUGGAGAUGCCGCCUUCUAUUGCGGACACAGAGUACAACAGACCAAGGUGACAUCGGUUCUUUCCGAGCCUCAGCGCGCAUUACUUUCAACCAUAACCGCCGGUCAUGAGGUGAUCCACAUUGCUGAGACCGAGUUAUCCUGUAGGGCACAGAUCCCAAAAUUGGGCACGGACCCAGCAUCGUUGAAAUGGAUCGAGCAGACGAUAGAUACGCACAAGCAGAAUGUGGGCUCUCAGAUAGCCGCGAUGAAUGCUGCCACGGCUCAGGUGGUAACAUUAACAUCCGGACCGGCAGACGACGUGGAUCAUACGGCCGUAGGCGCUGCUAUAACCACAAUCGCCACCAAUCUACCAGAGAUGACCAAAGGAGUGAAAAUGAUCGCGGCUCUGAUGGAGGAUGAAUCUUCUGGAGAUAAACUGCUGGAUGCAGCAAGGAAACUUUGCUCCGCGUUCUCAGAUCUAUUGAAAGCCACGGAACCGGAAACCAAAGAGCCAAGGCAGAAUUUACUAAACGCUGCCUCCAGGGUAGGCGAGGCCUCUCACCAGGUGUUAACAACCAUCGGCGAGGAAAACGACUCGAACCGCGAGCUCCAAGACAUGUUGUUAGCCCUGGCAAAAGCCGUAGCCAAUUCUACAGCGGCUUUGGUUCUGAAAGCGAAGAACAUCGCGGCUACCUGCGAGGAUUCAUCCACACAAAAUCGAGUUAUCUCGGCAGCCACGCAAUGCGCGUUGGCGACAUCACAGUUAGUGGCCUGCGCUAAAGUAGUCGCCCCAACUCUACAUUCUCAAGCUUGCCAGACUCAGUUGAUGAACGCGGUCCACGAGGUGACGAAAGCUGUCGAAGGUUUGCUCGAAGUCUGUAAUGAAACUUGCAGCGAUGAAAACCUUUUGAAAGAAUUGACUGCGGCUGCUAGCGAGGUCAGCAGAACUUUAAGCGACUUGGUGAACCACAUAAAAACAGCUACCAGGGAAAGGGCGAGAGAAUCUGUCCAAGAGGGAGCCGUAGAAACUAUUUUAGUGGCUACCGACAAACUGUUUGCCAGCAGUGAUGGUACUGAAAUGGUGAGACAAGCCAGAGUAGUUGGCCAGGCAACUGCGGAAUUGAUUCAAAGCAUAAAAGGCGAGGCGGAAAGGCAAACCGACUCGGAGCAGCAAAGAAGAUUAUUAGCAGCCGCUAAAAUGCUCGCGGACGCCACUGCCAAGAUGGUAGAAGCCGCGAGACAGUGCGCCAGCAGUCCCAACGAUGCUAAGAUGCAGGAUCAGCUGAAACAAGCUGCUGAGGAGCUUCGAGCGGCUACUACUGCUGCCACCCCGGGUUUGAAGCGAAAAUUGAUCAGCAGAGUUGAAGUCACCAGUGUCAGUCAGUAUUCGAAGCCAGUUGUUCAUGAGGAGCCGAAAGUGGGGAGUAAGGCAGAUGUUCAAGGACAGGAGGAGAGCUCCUUUAUUAUUGACGAGGCGAUUAAAAGUAUCGAAGACAUGACUCAGGUACUAGGGAUGAAUGAAUUCCCACAGACUGGCAAGAGUUACGGGCAACUGCAAAGUGACUUGAACAAUGCGGCAGUUAACUUAAACAACGCAUCAGCGAACGUCGUAUCUUCCGUUCAUUCGCCAGUUCAACUGGCAAGUUCCUCGAGACAAUUUUCAAACGCCUUUGGCGAUUUAUUAGGCGUUGGAAUGGAAAUGGCAGGUCAAGUGAUGACAACAGUAGAAACCCGUAAGCAGAUGGUAGUCUCACUAAAGAACGUCAGCAUGAGUUCCAGCAAACUUCUAACGACAGCAAAAUCCGUGUCUGUGGAUCCGAAUGCUCCUAAUGCUAAGAAUCAGCUAACAGCAGCCGCCAGGGCUGUAACAGAAUCCGUAAACUAUCUCGUCGAUGUUUGUACGUCGUCGGCACCCGGACAAAACGAAUGCGACAACGCCAUAAAGAAUAUCCAAUCAAUGAGAUCGCUUUUGGACAACCCUAACGAACCGAUUUCGAACGCCAGCUAUUUCGAGUGUCUAGAAACGGUGAUGGAGAAGAGCAAGAGCCUCGGAGAUGGCAUGACCGGUAUAGCCAACCAUGCGAAGAAAUCUGAACAUGAACAGUUCUCGAUAGCCGUUAAGGGAGUGUCUUCAUCCAUUUGCGGACUAAUAGAAGCAGCUGCUCAAGCUGCCUAUUUGGCCGGUGUCAGUGACCCCAGCUCGAUCCCUGGUAAACAGGGUCUCGUCGACCAUAAUCAAUUCUUGAGAGCCGGCCAGGCGAUCCACGCCGGCUGCCAGAGCCUCAGUAACCCCAGCAGCACCGAGCAACAAGUAUUAUCUGCUGCUACGAUGAUAGCCAAGUACACUAGCGCUCUCUGUAACGCUUGUCGGGAGGCUUCCAACAAAACGAACAAUUCCGUUGCUAAGAGACACUUCGUGGAAUCCGCGAAGGACGUCGCCAACUCCACUUCGGCUUUAGUGAAAGAGAUAAAGGCUCUGGAUAAGAAUUACUCAGAAGCAAACAGAGAGAAGUGUGCCGAGGCUACCAAGCCGCUUUUGGACGCUGUAGACAAUCUCUGCGCGUUCGCUAGAUCGCCAGAGUUUGCUAGCCAACCUGCUAAAAUAUCAAUGUCGGCUAGGGCUGCUCAGGAACCAAUUACAUCUGCUGGUAAAGCUAUAAUCGACGGCUCCUGCGCCAUGGUGAGGGCUGCAAAGAGUUUGGCAGUGAGUCCCAAGGAUCCACCUACCUGGCAAUUAUUAGCUAAUCAUAGCAAGAGUGUCAGUGAUUCUAUCAAAUCUUUGGUAGCUUCUAUACGCGAUAAGGCGCCAGGCCAGAAGGAAUGCGAUGCAGCUAUUGAAAAAUUGUCAGCAAGAAUUCGCGAAUUAGACGCUACCUCACUUAGCAUCGUCUCCCAAGCCUUGUUACCAAGGCGAGAAAACACCGUGCAGGAAUUCACCGAUCAGAUGGAACGGAAUAUCCACGAAUUAAAAGAGAAACUGGAACCACUUCGAUCAGCUGCUAAGUUCGAAGCCGAGAAUAUCGGACACGCUGUUAACCAAAUGAUUUCAUAUUGCGAACCACUAGUUUCAGACGCGAUUGGUGCUGCCUCAAACAUGGUCCAUUCUAAACAGCAAAUGAUAUUAUUGGACCAAACGAAAACCGUCGCUGAAUCGGCGUUACAAUUAGUUUACGUUACCAAAGAAUCCGGUGGCAAUCCGAAAGCGGUGAAUCUUCACUCCGAGGUCGACGAAACAGUGGAAUCAACGAAGGACGCGGUGCAAGAACUGCAGAACACGUUGGAAAACAUUGCCACUUCUCAUGGUAUUGUAACGGGAUUAAUCGACACUAUUAAUAGAGCUAUGGUCAGAUUGGAAGACGACAGGAUGUCUACUAUAGAUAGUGUUGACUCUUACGUGGAUUACCAAACCAGGAUGGUAGAAGCUGCGAAGGAAAUUGCCAGACUGGCACAAGAAAUGUCUACGAAAUCGAGUAUUGAUGCAGCCAGGCUCGGUCCCUUAGCAGUGGAUAUCUCUCACAAAUACACUCAACUGGCCCGCGACACUUCCGGUGCUUCCGUUGCUGCUUCAAACGCAGACGUAUCCCUCAAACUCCGUGCCACUGUCCAAGAAUUAGGCAGAGCCUGCGCCGAAAUAGUCAGAGCUGCCGGCACUUGUCAGUUAUCACCUGGCGACGCUUAUCUUCAAAGGGAAGUCGCGGAGCACAGUAAAAUAGUGACAGAAAAAGUGUCUCAGGUGUUGGCUGCUCUUCAAGCUGGUUCCAGAGGGACCCAAGCUUGUAUCAACGCUGCCAGCACUGUCUCUGGUAUAAUAGGCGAUCUGGACACUACUAUCAUGUUCGCCACAGCUGGGACCUUGCACGCUGAGAACGAAGGCGACACGUUUGCUGAUCAUAGAGAGAAUAUAUUGAAGACUGCCAAAGCUUUAGUGGAGGACACUAAAACGUUGGUAGCUGGUGCGGCUUCUUCUCAAGAACAAUUGGCUGUCGCUGCUCAGAAUGCGGUCUCCACUAUCGUUCAAUUAGCUGAGGUCGUGAAAUAUGGUGCUGCCAGCUUGGGAAGUCAAAAUCCAGAGGCCCAAGUGAUGUUAAUAAAUGCUGUGAAGGACGUGGCUUCGGCGCUGGGCGACUUGAUCCACGCUACCAAAGCAGCCAGUGGAAAACCGAUCGACGAUCCUAGUAUGGCGCAUCUGAAAGACUCUGCCAAGGUGAUGGUGACCAACGUAACUUCACUUCUAAAGACCGUGAAAGCCGUUGAAGACGAACACACCAGGGGCACCAGAGCGCUGGAGUCCACCAUCGAGGCUAUCGCCCAGGAAAUCCGUUCCUUAAACACUCCUGAGAUCCAUAAAGCCAACGUGACACCCGAGGAUCUCGUCCGUUGCACUAAGAGCAUUACGACUUCCACCGCGAAGGCGGUCGCAGCUGGGAACAGUUGCAAACAGGACGACAUAAUCGCUGCGGCGAAUAUGGGAAGGAAGGCGAUCAGCGAUAUGUUGCAGAUUUGCAAAAGCGCGGCUAACAACUGCGCCGAAACUACUGAAUUGAAGAAUCGGACGCUUCAAGCUGGUCAUGAUGUUGCUAUCAACUACAGGGAACUGCUACAAUCUAUUCUUCAAAUAUCGACGAGAUCUGGCGAUGCGAAGCAUAUGUUGCCACCUAUCAGUAGAAAAAUUGCUCAAAGCGUCACGGAAUUGGUUGCGGUAGCUGAAUUGUUGAAAGGUGAUGAUUGGGUGGACCCUGAUGAUCCUACGGUUAUUGCUGAAAACGAGUUGCUAGGAGCUGCUGCUAGUAUUGAUGCUGCUGCGAAAAAGCUUGCUAGUUUGAGACCAAGAAGAAGUAUACAGGAAGCAAGCGAAGACAUGAAUUUUGACGAGAUGAUCCUCGAAGCAGCUAAGUCAAUCGCGGCUGCCACAUCGGCUCUGAUAAAAGCGGCUAGCGCCGCUCAAAGAGAAUUGAUAGCGACAGGAAAAGUGUCUAGAACACCUUUAACAAGUUCCGAUGACGGUCAGUGGUCGGAGGGCUUGAUUUCAGCAGCGAGAAUGGUCGCUGCAGCAACUCACAGUCUCGUAGAAUCAGCGAACGCGCUGGUACAAGGUGUUAGUACGGAGGAGAAGCUGAUUUCGAGUGCGAAACAGGUCGCUAGUAGCACAGCGCAGCUUUUGGUAGCUUGUAAAGUGAAGGCAGAUCCUGAUAGUGAGAGCACGAAGAGGCUGCAGGCCGCUGGGAAUGCUGUGAAAAGGGCCACGGACAAUCUAGUUCGUGCUGCACAACAGGCUAUACAACAGGAAGAAGACAGAUCUUUGGUGCUUAAUCGAAGAAUGGUGGGCGGGAUCGCGCAGGAGAUUGAUGCGAGGUCGGAGGUACUGCGCAUCGAGAGAGAACUGGAAGAAGCUAGGGGUAGACUUACUGCAAUUCGACAGGCGAAAUACAAGAAUCGACCGGACUUAACCGAUACUGACACGGAAGCUGAACAGGGUGGCUACGAGAGCUACACUACCAGGUUACUCCACAAGACUUACGACAGCCAAUCGCAUGCAAACAAUCAUACUCUGGACCAACUGCAUUCUACGACUCAUGCAAUCAGUCAAUUAGCCGUUGAUAGGCAAAACUUAGUAAGCCCGGAGAAGGUCCAUUCUACUCAAAGCACUUUGGACAGAAAAAUGAAGGAUAGCCAGUAUAGCAUGUACGGAUCCGUGGAUAAAAGUCAAUUAGACAGGCAGUAUGGCUCGGAGAGUUCAUAUUUCGACAGAAACACAUAUUCUGAUAGAAAAUUAAUAGACGACGCCUACACCGAUAGGAAAUUGAUAGAUUCCCCCUCGAGCCAGUACAGCUCGAUCGAGAAGCGAAUAAAUCAAGAAAAUUACAACAUCGAUGAGAAAAAAAUGUAUGGACCUUAUCCACCAGUGCACACCAUGACCUACUCUCCAGUUUCUACCAGAAAAGUCUUCCAACAAGAACAAUUACAACAACAACAACAACAACAACAACAACAACAACAACAACAACAACAUUCUUAUGAAAAAUACUCUCAGGAGGAUUAUUUGAACGAACAAAAAUUGCAUUCGCUUGGCCAAGAACAGAGAUACUAUACCGGAGACGCUGUGGACAGAUUCCAAAGCCCAUUAAGCACGUUCAAGAGUGACGUGCAAAGAUUCGGUGAGAAUUUACCUCAGAAUCAGAGUUAUAGAAACGUGGAGACCAGGACGACUCCCGGAGGAAAAAUGGAAACGAUUACUACCAAGAUUUAUACGUCCACUCCUGGGAAACUCAGCAGUUCUAAUUACGAGUCUUCGGAAGAAACGAAAAAGUACUCCACUUCCAGCAAUGAACCAUCGACGUUUAAAGCCAUUGAUGGUAGUAAUAUUGUCGAGGAACGAAUGACUAAACAGUCAACGACACACAAGGUCACCGAGAAAAAAACUGUUAUGAUGACUAGUAUGUCCAGCAGGCAAGAAAACACGAAAACUUUUCGGUUCGAAGAGAAGUAAGAUAGAGAUAUGAAAUUGGAAUUAAAAAAUGGAAAGGUUAACAGUAAAAUACUAUUGAAGAGUUUGAAAGUGGUAAUCGGAACGCAAUGUAGAAUAUAAAAUAUGAAAUAAAUUAUAACGAUUUAUCUGAGAUUAGAGAAAUAUAAAUUGAAGUAGCAAACAACAUUAAAAGAGAUAGCGAGUCAAAUCUUACAGAAAAAAACACUGAUAAAUCGUAUGAAAUUUUUAUUGGAAUGUCAUAAAAGUAAAAUAAUAAUGAAAACAUCAAAUGAAAAAAUAAAAGUAGCAUAUAAGAAAAAAUAAAUUAUUUAUGAAAUGUAGUAAAGUGCAAACAGAUGAGUAGACUGCAGAUUUUAUGCAUUUGUAAUAAGAUUGAAUAUGCAGAAAUUAUAAAUAUUGCUUAUAAUGCAUAAAGCUAUUUAGAAUAUCAAAAACUGAAUGCAUGUUUCAAAUUCAUAUAAUAAAAGAACACAUUUCUUAAAUUGAUAUUUUAAAUGUUUUACUUUGCAUAAAAAUCCGCAGUCUAGAGAAGAGCCAAAGAUCAGCAAAAGAUUGUAACUUUGGAAAAAUUCCAAAAGCAGAUAUGAAAUUAUUCACUGUGGCUUUUGCGAAAUAUGAUACACAUGGUGGAGAGGACUGUAAUUUUUAAUUGUUAAAAUAGAAGUGUCCUUAGAGAAGUAUUAACACUUCGUGCUUUCGGAAUUCAGCCUUCACAGUAACAAUAAUUUAAUAAUAAUUAAAAAUUAGUAUUACGCAAGGGGCAACACAGCCGUCCGUCAAUGAAAAAAAACACGAACAAUAUUGUAUUUUGAGAAUGGUUGAAUGAACCGAGUGAUUAAUCGGUUAUUAUUUACAAUGCCUGGUGAUUAUGAAUAGACCGCGGGUUUUUAUACAAAAUAAAAUAUUUAUAAGAGUAAUUUAAAGAAUGUGCUUUAUUUUAUCAUUUAAAUAUUCUAAUAUACAUUCUGUAUAUUUUUAUACGUUCAAAUCGGUGUUUGUAUCUUCUGUACAUUGAAUUUCCCUAUAAAUGCAUAAAAUCCGCAGUCUAAUUAUAAGUAAUAUGGUCUACAGACACUGCGAGAAAACUAGAUUUAGACUAUUUGAUAUUUCUGGAAAAUGAAACUCUCGAUAUUAAAUCAACCAAAAUUGCGAUGAAAAGAAUGGGACACUAAAAGUUUAGGAUAUACACUGACUCCCAUUAACAUUCUGACAUAUUUCAAAAAGGACUAACCUUUUUAAUAUUGGACCAAACAACUUAAUUGUCUGUGGGAUAUUAGAAAGCUUAAUUUAUUAGUAGUAGUAAUGCCUUCAUUGUGUCCCUAACGGAUUACAUGGAUUUAGAUUUCCGUUUUCACAAUAAACUUGCAAAUAAAUAAAUAAAAUAAAACUAAACAAAAACCAGGCAGUCUAAUAUUCGAAAGUAAGUGAAUUUCCCUGAUCAUUGAAUGUUAAUAGGAGUCAUUUUAUGUGUUAGCUGUGGCAAUUGGUGUUUCCAAUAUUGCAGUACUUUCGUGAAACCGUUAUCGCAACUUCGGUCGUUAUAAUCGACAAGAUUUUUAUAUUGUAGAGCUAUCUACGGAAACUACCAUUGUUUUACAAGGCCACCUGUAUACUAGAAUAUUCUGAAGUGUUUUAUUCGUAAAGAUCGAGAGAAACACAUCUAAGAUAUUUAAGAAAUUAAAUCAGAUGUGAUGUCAUUACUACGAUUUUGUCUGAUCAAAUGAUAACAAUAUUCGCAUUAACCAGUUAGUGUAGCAUGAAAUGCAUUACAGCGCCUAAUUUUCUUUUUCGUUAUUCAUAACAACGAAACGUUAUUAGGAAUGUUCAUGUUGAUUACAUAGUCCAUAACGUAUGCACUGACAAUGAGUCAUACAAAACUAUUUACCAUAUUUUUGGGAGGGAAAUCGGGGACAAAAAAAAGGUGGAAAUUAUGACAACACACAAACAGCAAAAAAUAAUAAACUUCUUGUAUUGGAUUAUUCCAUAAGUUAUUUAUUAAAAGAAAGAGAAAAACAAUUGAAUAAGAAGGAAUGCUUAAAACGAGAGGAAUAGAAAACAAAAAUAUAGUCUUCAUGACGUAACAAAAUCAUCUCAAAAUUUAUCAACCAUAGAAAUUAAGAGAGUUAAAAAUGAAUACGAACACUUUGUAGAAAUAUCUAAUUAUUACAGUUCAUUAUUGAAAGAAGACAUUAGAAAGUUAGUUGCAGAAGACUCAUUUUUUCAUAUUCGAUGUUAUAUAAUUUAUAUAUAUAUAAUAUGCAAAUAUAGGACUAAUAAAUAAAUAGAGGACAUUUGUACGUCCUGUAUUUCUUAACAUAAUUACGGGGAUAGGCUGCUGAAAUACAGAACAAUCCCCGAAAGUACAGAACAAAUAGUCACCAUACCCAAAACAAACCCUAUGUAAUCAUAACUGCAUAAAACUACAUGAUUCUAUUUGUAGAGGUCCAAGUGACCUUAACAUCUACUGAGCACUUCCACUUGAAAAUAAGUUUUAGUCAUAACGUGGUCGUCUAAUUAGGAGCGGAUUAAGCAGUAAGCGGACUAAGCAGUCACGUGUGGACCCGGACGUCUAAAUAUAUCUUAACUUAAAGAUUUUAGAAAUUACCGAAAAGGUUCAAAAAACGCUCCUUAAAAUAAUCAAACAAAUCUAAAAAAUUAUUAAAUUGCCCCUCUGUGGAGCACACGUCCCACAGGGGAGCAAUUUGAUUAUUAAUGUGGCAAAUUCGAAAAUGGAUCUGUCAAAAAUUUUUUAAUUACUUUUCCUUCUUAUUUAUAACAUAAUGAGAGUUCCCUUCAAAUUUUUUUUUGGAGGAGAGCCGAAAUUUUUACCGCUUAGGGCUCCCACUGGACUUAAUCCGCCGCUGCGUUUAAUAAAUGAACAACUGUCUUUCAAAUAUUUCUUCUCAUCUUGGACAUUACAGAAAUUAUUCAGAUGGCUUAGGUGACUCACACUGUAUACAUAUAUCAAUAUAUUGUGUAUAUGUAAUAUACACGUACUAUAUAUAUGCAUAUAUGUAAUAUAAAAUACAUAUAAAUACAUAUAAUACACAUACAUUUAUAUGUAUAUUCACAUGAAUUCAAUUUAACAUGUAAUAUGUUUCUUGUGAAGUAGGUACUUUGAAGAUACAUUUACUUUCUGUUUUUUUCUUCGCUCAUCUUUCACGAUAACAACACUGAUUUUACUGGAAUUUAUUCAUUUAAUCUAUAUAGCAAUUUAAUUUUGUCACGUGUUAAUUAUGGAAUUUAAAUUUAUGAAAUCAAACUAACGAAGAGAAGCAACAUAUCAUUUAAUUUAAAUAACAUCUGCGACGAGAUGAGACUAGUAAUCUACAUUUCAUAGAUCACUAUGACGCUGCUAUUUAAUUAACAUUUCUUAAUUAACAUAUGGUCGC